UAAUUGUAAGUAGUUUUCGCCUAGGGGGCGCGCACACUUUGCCGAUUGGAGGUGCGCGCAAGAGCCAGUUUCAAAAAAACGCAAAUGUACGCUAGGCCAAAAUUUCGGGACAUGGACGCUUUGUCGCGAAGUAGCCAAAAAUUUGAAUCGCUCGGAAACCAGGAAACUCUAAAUCGGCCUAUUCUAAAUUGAGCUUUACCGUAAUAAUUCAUUUAUUUUUUAAGUAACUUCUACAUUAGUUCGAAAAUUAUUUUUCUAAACAAGAAUGGCUUUUACAUUCGCUGCUUUCUGUUAUCUGUUUGGAUUAAUUGCAAUUGCUUUCUGCAUUUUCUUCGCAAUCUAUACGGUUAUUUGUAUUGACGAAUUAAGAACGGAUUACAAAAAUCCAAUAGAUCAAUGUCGUAGUAUGAACCAGCUUGUCUUGCCAGAAUAUGGCAUUCACUCCUUUGUAUUUUUCUUUUUCGUUCUUUCAAUGCAACUUUUUGCUAUCGUUUGGAAUCUUCCUUUGUUUGCCUACCACAUCCACCGUUAUAUUAAGCGACCAAUAAUGCGUGGACCUGGAAUUUAUGACCCGACAACAAUAAUGAAUCACGAUCAAUUGUCAAAAAUAAAUAGAGAAGGUUGGGUUAAAAUGGGCUUUUAUUUGCUUUCGUUUUUCUAUUAUCUCUAUGCAAUGAUCUAUACAAUGGUUACAACUGGUUGA
Molecule: messenger RNA, 703 nt
Organism: Meloidogyne enterolobii
Lineage: Eukaryota; Metazoa; Nematoda; Chromadorea; Rhabditida; Meloidogynidae
Source: the annotation of a GenBank genome assembly